Limulus polyphemus (Atlantic horseshoe crab) is the source of this 7377-nucleotide messenger RNA. RefSeq names its product ankyrin repeat domain-containing protein 11-like. The record is from RefSeq and is a predicted model, not a curated record. Bases 112 to 6495 code for a protein of 2127 amino acids. Lineage: Eukaryota; Metazoa; Arthropoda; Merostomata; Xiphosura; Limulidae. The transcript has 10 exons.
GGACAAGAGUAUUUGGAAAAGCUUGUACCAUGAAAAUUUCCUUGGGGACUGUAUAAACUAUCCUUACAUAUCUUUGAGUGAAGCACUGAAGUUUCAGUUUCUGAAAAAUCCAUGUCAAGAGCUUCAGAUGAAACAGAAACAGGCAGUAAUUCUAGUGAUGGAUCACAAGUAUGCCCCAUUUGUUUAAAUAAGCUUUGUGGACAGGAGAUUGGAACACCAGAAAACUGUGACCAUUCUUUCUGUCUUGAGUGUUUACUUGAGUGGUCUAAGAAUAUAAACACUUGCCCAAUAGACAGAAUACAGUUUAGCCUCAUCAUUGUUUGUGUUCAGUUUGGUGAAAAAAUCAGUAGAUGGUUUCCAGUAGAAAACAUCUUACACAAGGAUGGUAAUCAGAAGCAGCAGGUAAAGGAUUACACAUGCUGUGAAACCUGUGGUUUGGCUAACUGUGAAGAUAGAUUUCUCACUUGUGGGUUUGGAUAUCACUGUGGAUGUUUAGCCUCUCCAUUAAGGGAUUCACUUAUGAAGGAAUGGUUCUGCCCAUAUUUUUUGCCAACUGUGGAAUCUAGCCAUCGGUCUUCAAUUCAAGAAUCACUCUUACAAGAGAUUUUGGACAAUUUUCAAGUGAUGUUGAGUAAUAAUUUUAAAUCAGAUGCUACUGUUUUAAGGAGAGCUACAUUUCCUAAAAUAGAUAGUAAGAAUGUUAAUACAUACAUACAAAGGAGAAAAAUCAAGGGAGAAUCUGCUGGUAAAAGGAAAGAAGUUUCAAGAACUAAGAUAAAACGACCAUCACUAGCAUUGUGUAGGCUUCUUGCAGCACUUCUGGCUGUGAAGAAGAAAAUGGCUGAUGAUCACAGACUGAUGAAGCCUCCUCUUGGUCACACUUUGUCAAUAACAAGACAUCUGGGCAUUCCACAAAGAGUGAACUCUUUGGAUAGUGGUACAGGAAUCUCAUUAAUUUCGUUAUAUGGUGAUAGAAAUGAGCUAGAUAUUGUGAAUGAAAGCUUUGACAGUGAAGGUGAUGUUAGUUUAGUGCGUACAUGCAUAAGAAGUCCAGUUAGAGCUCAUGCAAAAGAAGUUCUUGUUAGCCUCUUUGUUUCAUCAAGGUCUUGUAUACCUACUGUGCCUUCAUUAGAAAGUCAUCAGAACUAUGACAUGAUAGACUCCAUUCUUCAGAUACAACCUUCCUUAAACUAUGACUCACAAGUUAUGUGGAAUAGAAGUUUGAAAUCCACAAAUUAUUCUAUGACUCUGAAAGCCCCAAAUAGUAGUAUACAGAAGAGGCCACAAGAUCCAGUCUCCCAGGGUACUAGCUCUAAAGAAACUUCACCUCAAGGAUAUUCUAAGUGUAGAAGUACAAAUCAAGAAGACUUCAGUGGUUCUUCUAAAGAAAAUGUUUCUAUAUAUAAUAGAUGUAUGCCAUCCAGGACUUCGUACUCAAAAGAAAAUGUUUCUAAUUCUAAUGUUUCCAGACCUACAGAUGGUCAUUGUAGUUCAUCUCAUAGCCAUCAUCAUCAUAAAGGGAAACAUAAACAUUCACACAGAAAAGAAAAAAAACACCCUCAUAUAGAGGAAGAUGUUGAUAUAUAUAGUGACAUUGAGUCCUUAGGGGAAAGUGCUUUGUUAAUAGAAGAAGACAAUACUAAUAAUCACUUUUCUUUGCCAAGCAGUACUACUUAUCAUUCUAAUUCACUGAUUGGUAAUCUUGAAGAAGGUAGUGACUCUAGUGAAAAUGAGUUGGUAAUAGAUGAAGAUGCCAAAGUUGGAGAAGAACAGAGUUAUAGUGAUGGUGAAAAUGCCCACACAAACCACUCUGCUGAAAUUGUUUUGUCAGGGAAAUUUAAAGAUGAGGAGACUAUAGAAGAAAAUUUAUUGCAAGAAAUUGUUGAAAAAGAUAAUGUUGAAGAAUUUUCUGAAAGUUUUCCCUGUAGUAGUUCUUCUAAUGAUAAUUGUAAGGAAAGUGAAAAUCAAGAAGCUUUUACAAACUAUAAAAAGGAACAGUAUAAAGAACAAAACUACAAAGAGUGUAAACAAGAUAAAAAAGGUUAUGUAUUAGAACAAAAUUUAUACAUUUGUAAAGUGGGCAAGAGAGAGACAGGCUAUGAUGCUGAACAAAUAUCAUGUCUGGAUGCAAUUGAAGAACCUGUUGAUGUGAAUAUAAAUGAAGAUGGCAGAGAUGCUGAGUAUCAGUUUCAAAGUGAAGAAAAGGAAGAUAUUGAAGUAGAAGUAGGAGCAGACAUAGAUCAAACUGAAGAUGAGGAAGAUUGUGAACAACAACAAGAUGAAGAAACUGGAGACAUUGGUGAAACUAAAAUCAUAGAAUUUGAUGAUAUUCAAGAACAAAACUAUGAUGAAGAAGAUGCGAUAUACAUAAAUGGAGCUGAAAACAUGGAACAUAAUGGUGUCCAAAAACAGAGAGACAAGGAAGAAAGACUUAGAGAAAUAGAUGAAACUGAAUACACUGAAAGUGAUGAUUUUCAAGAAUAUGUGGAUGCCAAAGGAAGAGCCACAAAUUUAGAUGAAAUUGAAAAUGUAAUGGAUGAUGAUGUUGAAGAUCAUGAAGAUGAAAAUGAAGAAAGGAUCACGAAUAUAAAUACAGAGGAUAACACUAUUCAAGAAUACAAUAUUGAGAAUGAAAAUAACCACAAGGAAUCAGAAUUAUAUAUAGAAAAUAUGGAAGGUAGUGACAUGAGAGAAACUAGUUCACAGGGACUUGGAGAAAUGAUGUGGAAUAAUGAGAAGAAAUUGCACGGAACUAGAAUUAGUCUCAGUACUGAAGAACCUCAAAAAACUCCUUUAAUUUUGGAAAAGCAGAAAGGAGAAAAGGAUGAAGUAAUCAGAGAAGCCAAAGAGAACAUGGUAAAACAGAAAACUUGUAUGCAUUACGAACAACAACAAUUAGGGGACUCGAAUAAUAAUGUGGAAUUUUCUCAUGAGAUAAGUUUAAAUUUAGCAGAAGUAGAAGAUAUUUCUGAAGAUGAAAAUGAAAUGGUUUGCCAAGGAGAUAGUGUCAAUAAUGAAGAGAAUAGAAACAUAGAUAUUUCUUGUAAUGAGCAAGAUGAUGUUGAGAAGAAGGUGGCUUUACUUUUUGCAGAUGAAGAAAAAUGUAAUAUAGUUGGUAAUAAAAAACAGGAAUCCAAGUCAAGGAAAAAAAAUAAGAAUAGUUACAAGGCAAGUCAAACUAAUAUAGACGAUGAAGCAGAAGAAGGUGAAAUAGUUGAAAAUGUUCAUUCCAAGAAGCGCAGGGAAAGAGAGAGAUACAGUUCACGGCACAAUCUACAAGAAGAAUAUGAUGAUUUAACGGACCUUACACCUCGAAUCAAUAUAUCAGACCUCCCAAGAAUUCCCAAAAUAAAAAAAGUUGAAGUGGAGCCAUCUUUAGAGCAGACCAUAGGAACUAAACGAACUAGUGUAUUAGAAAGAAUAGAUGCUGGAUCUUCUGAAAUCAGUUGGAAAAAACUAUCAAAGAACACUAAAGAUAGAAAUUACAGAGAUAGAAAACCAAAAGAUGAAAAUAUACUCUAUCAGCGUGAAAUAAAAGUAAAUAAAGAAAGAAACAAAUCCUAUAAGCCAGAUUCUGACCGAUGGAAACAGGAUGGUUGGAGUAGAGAAGGAAAUAAAUAUCAGAAGUCAGAUUUAGAUCAGUGGAAACAAGACAGUAGAAGCAAAGAAGGAACUAAAAACCAGCAAACAGAUUUUACUCAUCUCAGAAAUGAUGACAAAUACAAAAGAAUAGGGGGGAGUAAUAGAGGUAAAGACCAGUUGGAAGUUGACUUGUGGAAAGAAAAAAAUAAUGUAGAAAUACCUGAUCAUAAUCGAUUUUCUAAUGAAAAAAAAGUUGAAAGAGAAAUGGAAAAAUCUUUUGACAAAAGUAAUGAAAGACGAGAGUGGAGAGUAGAUAAGAGCAAUGAAAAAAAAUGUGAAAAGCGUGAAAAGAACUAUAGAGAUAGAUAUAAAAACAAAGAUUAUAAAGAAGAAAGUAAUAGGAGUAAUGAAAAAGAAAAGUACAGGAGGCAUUCUCAUGAGCAUUCAUCUGAAAAAACCCGAGAACAUGACAGCCGAAAGGAAGAAAAAACAAAGAUCUGUGGUGAAAAGUAUGAAGGACACAAAGAGAAAUUUGAUAAACAGGAAAAAAAACAUCAUGAUAAAAAUCGUCAUCAUGACCAUAAGAAGAAGAAAGAUCGAGGGUCAAGUCCUUAUUCUGAUAUAACAUCACUUGAUGCAAAAGAAAUCUAUGCCAAAGGUGAUAGUAUUAUUAUCAACGUUAAUUUUAAUAGAAAUACACUGAAAGAUUCUGAUGUAGCUGGACACAUUGAUGAUGCAGCAGAAAACCAGAUUGACAACAGAUUCCAGAAAUCUAAAAGUCUAACUGGAGAUAGCACUAAUAAAAAAAAUAGAAGUUACGGAGAUUUUCUAGAUUUAAAUAGUGAAUGUCCUUCUUUGAAAAGUAACAUUUUUGAAGAAAGCUUUGCCAAACAAAGUUCAGAAAAUGUUGACUAUGGUGAGGCCAUCUCUGAACAUACACCAAAAGAAAUUCCUCUUGAUGAAGACUUUCAGUUGGAGAAAGAUACCAUAAUGAGCGAUGAUGGUCUGAAAUUAGAAAAUUUUGAUUUUGAGAAUAGAAAUUAUUCUGAGAGUGAAGCUGAAGAUGAUUUUCGUAAAAAACUGGAACGAAAUGUUGAUUCAAAAGUAGAAUCCAAUGGCAAGGAAGAAAUUUAUUUGCCCAGUUAUAGUGAACCUAAAAGUCAUUUCAAAAAUAAAAAUCCAUCAAGAAGACAUUUUCCACGAUCUCCAUCUCCACCAUCCCCUCCAGACAAUGAUAGCUAUGAUCCAUGUGAACCAACCUGUAGCCCAAAUUUACGACAAGAUGUUUUCUGUCAAGCAACAUCUACUGACAUAUCUUCAGUGCAUGAAGGAAGACCAGUGCCACCACCUUCACCAGAACUGCCACCACUUCCAACUGAACCAGAACCAGAAGAACCACCAUUACCAGAUGUUCCUUUGACUUGUUAUAGCUUCCAUGUCUCAGAGCCAAACAUGUCAGUCAGCACUGCUGUAUCGACUGCUCUCUCAGCAUUAGCUACUAUGAGUCAUGAGAUAUCUCAUUCUUCUGCAUUUGGUGGGCCUCAGAGAACAACACUAAUCUUACCAAACCUUAGAGUUCCUCCGCCAAACUUUGUGCACCAGUCAUAUCAGAGAAACCUUUCUUCAGGCAAUAGAACUCACUUGAAUUCUGGUAGUCUGCCAUUACCAAAUCAAAAUCUUGGUGCAGCACCUCCACAUGUGAUGUUUACAGCUUCAAAUUUACAGAAUGUUAUUCAAAGGGGAAUGUUUUCAACACAACCUCCUCCUAGUUUGUCAUCAGUGAAUAUGCCAGGUUCUUCUCAGCUUGGUGCACUUUUACCACCUUCAACUGCUUUAGGUGCUUUUUCUCAAAUAAGGUCACAAAAUUUGGGAACAGAAGCUUCCUCAUCUUCCAAUCCAAUAUUGACAAACAUUCCACCUCUCAGUAUAGGAUUACCACCUCAGAUGUCUCUGCCCAACCUCAGACAACCACCACCUCCACUUCCUGCUUCUGUUCAAAGUCAGAUAUUUCCACUGAGUCAAACUGCUGUGUCCAUGGCUCAGACAACACCUUUGUCAUCAGUUAAUAGUACAGUGACACGUAAUGUGUCAAGUUCUCAGGUUAUUACAAAGCAACAACUCCAAGAAGAUGUAACAGAUGUUGUAGACAUGGAUGUUGAAUCUCCAUAUUCUCCUUAUUCACCUGGUGAUUCUCUAGUAUUGGAAAUUGAAGAAGAGGAAAAACCAGCUGUCUCAGUUUUUCAAAAGAAUUAUGUUUCUGUGCCAAAAGACUCGUUUGAUUCAUUACUUUCUUCGGAAAAAUUAACUUCUUCUCUUAAUAAAAGAAACUAUGAUUCAUCAAAAGACAAAUCCAGGAAACCAAAGAAUGGGGAUCAUCAUAAUUUCCAGUCAGUUGAUUCACGGCUAUCAUCAGAAAGCUAUUCCAAGCAAGAAACUUCUGGACACAGUUCUAAAAAGCAGAAAAUAGAUUCAAGACCAGAAGCCAACAAGCAUAAACACUUAAUAAGAUUUGAAGUUAUUGAUAGAUCUAAACUGAGUGCCUCUGUGGCUAGUAAAAAACAAACAGAGAAAAAAGGAGUUUUGAUAAAAAUGGAUGAUUCCCAAUUGAAAAUUUUAGAUGAAUUACCAAGUUCAGCAAUGGAAAUGCAAGUUAAAGAAAAGUUCCUGAAGAAACUUAAUCGGCAGGAACGAGUUGUUGAGGAAGUCAAACUUGCAGUUAAACCAUAUUACAACAAAAAAGAAAUUACCAAGGAUGAAUACAAAGAAAUUCUCAGAAAAUCUGUUCCAAAGGUAUGUCACAAUGAAUCUGGAGAAAUCAACCCUGUGAAAAUCAAAGCUUUGGUGGAAGGAUAUGUGAAAAAAUUCAAACACCAAAGAAAGAAAUCUAUGUCAGGAGCAAAACAUGGGAAAUAAUCUUGAAUUUAAAUAUUGUACAUAUAUGUGAAACAGAAGGGUCAUUGAAAAGUACCCCACGAAGAAACAUGUCUGAACAAAAGAAGCACUAAUGCUUUUUUUUUCUGAAUAGUGUGUGUGGUUUAAUAUCUUCUAAAAAAUUGUUGUAAAAUUAUAAUCUGUGUUAUUGCAGAUCACUGAUACAGCUGUACAAAGUGUUAUAAUUUUUAAAUGUAGUAGUAGUAAAGUAGUGGUGUACAGAAGUUGUACUGAAUCUCCAAUGAAAGGUACAGAAAAGAAGAAACUUUUAACUUUCUUGUUUGUUUUUUGGCCAACUGAGUCUUCUUGCUGUCUUCAUCUGUCGAAUAUUUGACUUGUAUUUAAGUAGUGAGGGUUGUGACAAGAAGAAAGCAAAUAUAAAACUAUUACACCAUAAGUGAAUAGUUUAGUAGCAGGGAAGAGAAAGAAACAUCAAGGAUAAUAUCUUGAAGAAAAUUAUUCAAAGUGUUAAAAGAUAAAAAAUAAAUUAAUAUGUGAGUGAUAAAAAUAGUACCUCUUCAUGAAGGUUUUGUCAGUACCAUUAUAAGAAGUUAUUUUCUGUUUAAAAGAAUAUUUAUUUAAGUGAUUAAGUGAUACUUGCCAAUCUGCAGCUAUUUUGAAUUUUGUAUUUUUGGAUCCAAGAAAAGAUUGCAUAAAGCUAGAAUGUAGUAAUUCACAAAAACGUUUUUCAUUUGGUUUUUAUUAGGCUAACGGCAGUUGAAAGUUGUAACAAUCCAGGUGUCUGACUGGGACUAACAGACUUUAAAGCUCAUUUGUUAGAGUAUCAGUAUCAAAAUAUUAACAUGAGCCAAGGUUCAAAGGAUUAUCAGGUUGUAACAAGGUUUAGUUAAUGAUAAUGGUUCU